AUGAUGACCUUCUUCCUACCUCUCAUUGCGAUUCUCUUCACUUCCCAAUUGAAUGCAGUAAUUGUAGACGAUUUCGCCUGCACCACCAACACAGCUGCCACUUCUAAAUGGCUACCUUCUUCCACGGUAUGUAGUAAUGUCAUAUCCGAUGCAGCAUGCACUGCAUUGUAUCCAGUUGGCGGUGGCGGUGCUAUUGUAGUUGGAGGAGACAAUGCGAGACCCUUCAUUUGUUAUAGAACGGGAAAUGCUGCGGGAGCGGUUAUGGAUGAUAUCAAGGCAGAUGCCAUUAGCAUCUGUCCGAAAUCUUGCGGAUAUUGCUGUGAGACUAGUGCAUACAAUUGCCCAAACGCUGCUUUACCAAGCAUCGAUUGCUCAAAAGUAACACCUACACAGUGCAAAAGCCCAGCGUGGAGACCAGUCAUUGCUGCAGAAUGCCCUUCUGCAUGUGGUUUCUGCAGCGAAAAUGGAUGCAUUGACGCAGUGAAGGAAUGUGCUAACGAUAUAACCAUUUGUAACGCUGUUAAUUGGCAAGAUUUCGUCAACAAGAACUGCCAAAAGACUUGCAAGAGAUGCCCCGCCACCACCGCAGCUCCAGCUGCAGGUGUCACAACCACUGCAGCUCCAGCUCCCGUUCCAGUCGUCCCAACUGCAGCUCCACCAGCAGUUGUUACCACCGCUGCACCAGCCACCUGCACAUCGUACAUGCCUGACAGCACCACAAAGUGUGCGGAAUACGCUCGUAAUGGAUUCUGUACCAGCACAAUGUACACACAGGCUGCGAAGAAAGCCUCAUGCGCAACAACUUGCAAAAUCUGCUAA
Caenorhabditis elegans is the source of this 819-nucleotide messenger RNA. It is a transcript of the gene F35E8.6, whose product is annotated as ShKT domain-containing protein. Lineage: Eukaryota; Metazoa; Nematoda; Chromadorea; Rhabditida; Rhabditidae. Bases 1 to 819 code for a protein of 272 amino acids. The transcript has 3 exons. The record is from RefSeq and is marked reviewed.